AUGGUUACCUUUACAACUGAUUACUGGGCUCCGGCUCUAGAUAGUAAAGCUCGUCGUCGUGUUACCGAUGAAGCAAGGGAGGUUCUCCACGUUACAAAAGAGCGUACUACCACUAAGGCUCCUAAAAAAACCCAUAGUUUACCUGUUGUUAGUCCUACUAGUUCCCCUACUUCUCUUCAAGCCAUUUUUUCAAAACCCUCAAACGAUGCUGAGGAAAUCGCAAGUGCUUCAUUUUCAACUAAUUCUGCUCCUUCCACUCCUUCCGUUGAUGAAGCCAAUAAAGCUUGUGAACCUUUAUAUGAGCUUUCUAAUAAAGCUACUUAUGGAAGUUCUACAAUCGGUACUUCUACUAAUGGUUCUACCGUAAAUGUCUCUUCUACUAAUGGUUCUACCGUAAAUGGCUCUGUUAAUGGCUCUGCUGAACCAAAAAAGAUUACCUUUGUUCGGAGUAUUCAGAAACUUUUAAUUCAUGAUUCAAAAUCUCCCAGUUCUUCUCCUGUUGGUUCUCCUGAAGAAGAAAAAGAAGAAUUUAAUUUUAAUGUUACUCCUGACGCUAGAACUAUGUUGAAAGAAAUUCUUCAUCCAAAAUUAGAAAUUGAAGAAAAACAAACUCAACGUAGUGAUUCGGGUAGUGAUAGUGGUAAAACCGUUGAUCCGGAAUCCAUGUUAAUAAAAAAAUACGGUGUGUGUGAUAAGGGUUGUAUUGGUAAAGGUGCUACUGCCGUCGUUCGUCUUGCUCAUAAAUUCGAUAAGUCAGAUUGCGAAAAAAUUUAUGCUGUCAAGGAGUUUAGAAAGAGAAGAAAGAAUGAAUCUGAAAAAGACUAUGUAAAAAAAUUGACUAGUGAAUUCUGUAUAAGUUCUACGUUACAACAUGAAAAUGUUGUCAGAACAGUAGAUUUAGUUCAAGAUGAAAAUCAUAACUGGUGUGAAGUUAUGGAAUAUUGUCCUGGUGGUGAUCUUUAUACUGCUAUAAAAGCUGGCCAUAUGACAAAUACAGAGAUAGAUUGUUGUUUUAAGCAACUUGUUAGAGGUGUUGGUUAUCUCCAUUCUAUGGGUGUUGCUCAUAGUGGUAAUCUGAAAAUCACUGACUUUGGUGUAUCAGAUGUUUUUAGAACAUGUUGGGAAGGUGUUGCUCACAUGUCUAAAGGACUCUGUGGUUCUGAGCCAUAUAUUGCUCCGGAACAAUUCGAAACAAAAGAGUACGAUGCUCGACUUGUUGAUGUUUGGGCAUGUGGUAUCGUAUAUUACUGCAUGAUAUAUCAAGGCAUCCCAUUCAGAAUGGCAACUCCAACGGAUCCAAAUUACACUAAUUACCUAGAAACGAAAAGUCUGGGUCUAUAUGAACCAUUUGAAAAACUUCCAUCGGGUUGUCGGGAAUUAAUGUAUCAAAUUUUAGAACCUGACGCUAAAAAACGUGUCACUAUCGAAUCAAUCAAGAAGGAUACGUGGUUCCAGAUGGUCGAAUGUUGUGUGGACAAUUGCAGCCUAACGAAAAAACAUAACCAUGUUCCGCCAGAUUAUUUGAAAGAAAUUCAACAAAGUCAACAAAAUAAUCCUGUUAAAAAGUAA
Molecule: messenger RNA, 1569 nt
Organism: Dentiscutata erythropus
Lineage: Eukaryota; Fungi; Glomeromycota; Glomeromycetes; Diversisporales; Gigasporaceae
Source: the annotation of a GenBank genome assembly